CCGACCGGAAGACGUAUUUGUUAUCCAGGGAGCUAAACGAGGAUAAACUAGCUAAGCUUGCAAGUUGAUGUGUUAACUAAUAUAGAAAUAAAGGUGAGUAAAAGUGACUCUCUGUAAACAAUUAUACACAUGCAGGAAACAGUACCUCUAACGUUGACUACAUAUUGCUGUUACAAGAAUAAAUUCCACACUCUACGUACUAUACGUGUUAUAGCCAAGGGACGCUAGCAAGCAAGCUAACGUUAGCAGCAGGUCUGAGACGCAAACUCACGGUUUGCUUUAAAUUAUACAAUAAAAUCAAAUGUCUCGUUCAAAGUCCGCGAGAUAACAGAUCAGGUUUGUUGCAACUAAGCUGUAAAAUAUCUAAUCUGUGUUCGUAAACGUUACAUCUCAUAUGAAGUGAAUGUGUUUAGCCGCUAGCCACAGCGUUAACAUCGGUCCAUUGACUGGUUUGGUUCGUCAGGAGGAUGAGUAGCUCGGAGGAGGUGUCCUGGAUCUCCUGGUUCUGUGGACUCAGAGGGAAUGAGUUCUUCUGUGAGGUGGAUGAAGACUACAUACAGGACAAGUUCAACCUGACCGGUUUGAAUGAGCAGGUGCCUCACUAUCGGCAGGCUUUGGACAUGAUUCUGGACCUGGAGCCAGAUGAGGAGCUUGAAGAUAACCCCAAUCAGAGUGACUUGAUAGAGCAGGCAGCAGAGAUGCUCUACGGGCUCAUACAUGCACGUUACAUCCUCACAAACAGAGGCAUUGCACAGAUGUUGGAAAAGUAUCAACAAGGGGAUUUUGGCUAUUGCCCCAGAGUCUACUGCGAGAAUCAACCAAUGCUUCCUAUCGGUCUGUCAGACAUCCCCGGAGAAGCAAUGGUGAAGCUUUACUGCCCAAAGUGCAUGGAUGUUUACACCCCCAAAUCCUCCAGACACCACCACACUGAUGGAGCCUAUUUUGGGACCGGAUUCCCCCACAUGCUGUUCAUGGUGCACCCAGAGUAUCGUUCAAAGCGACCAGCCAACCAGUUUGUGCCACGGCUAUAUGGUUUCAAAAUUCACCCAAUGGCUUAUCAACUCCAACUUCAGGCUGCGUCAAGUUUCAAGAGCCCAGUCAAGACGAUUCGCUAGAACAACACGAUGGACUGAAAGACCUCGCUGUCUGCUUGUUGGAAGGAAUGGAUUAUAUAAUCCCAAUGAAUGCCUGUACAGUUUCCCAAACUCACCUAGACACUUUCAGAUUCAAACAUUUCCUCAUUUAUCGAAACACCGUACAGUUGAGCAGGUUAUUGUUUCUGUAUUAAACAUGUAACUGGUUCCAAAGGGUCAAUCUCCUCAUAAUGUUGAACUUUAAUUGAUGUCUAUCCGUCUUUGCACAUGUUAGGGUUGUUUCCUCCUCAACGUGGCUUCAACUCCUGCGGUGUGCUUUCGACAGGUUUGCCUUAUCAGUGAUAUGGUCAACCCAUGCUUUUGAAAGUUAACAUUAAAUCAUAUUCAUGUAGUAUUUUAUGCUGUAAAGAUUAAGGAUUCUAUUUGAAAACAGCAAUGAGUGUAACUGAUCAGGUGCUCGUUCCAAGAAACAAUGAAUAUCAAAUUAGAGGAAGAAAAUGGAACUAUGCUUGAUUUAAAUUUUAUUAUUCGGCUGUUCAGUUUCCUUAAAGUUCAGAGACUGUUUGUACUCGAUUGUUUAGGCAAAUGUAACAUGAUAGUAUAUUACAAUAGUUUCAUCUCAAGAGUUUGGUGUUGAUUGGACAUGCAGCAACAUCAACUGUGAAUGGCAUUAAAUAUUUAUUUCUUACCAAGA
Anarrhichthys ocellatus (wolf-eel) is the source of this 1788-nucleotide messenger RNA. RefSeq names its product casein kinase II subunit beta-like. NCBI's taxonomy places the organism in Eukaryota, Metazoa, Chordata, Actinopteri, Perciformes, Anarhichadidae. The record is from RefSeq and is a predicted model, not a curated record. The coding region runs from base 468 to 1115 and encodes 215 amino acids. The transcript has 6 exons. Gene Ontology annotation, cellular component: cytoplasm; protein kinase CK2 complex. Gene Ontology annotation, molecular function: protein kinase regulator activity.